AUGCACUAUAAAAGAUUCUUGCAAUUAUUUGGAAUAUUUUUUGUAAUUAUAGGAGAAUGCACAUCAGAUUACUGUGAUAGAACUAAACUUUGUCUCAGUCAAGGAGAUCAUAUUGCAUGUGGUAAUGAUGGUAGUUUUUCAUCAAAUUGUAAAGGAAAAUGUGAAUUAGUUGAUAUGGCACCAUAUCAAAGCGAUAUUCUACAUUAUCACAAUAGCUAUCGCAAUGAUAUAGCUGGUGGAAAUCUAAAAUGUUUUCCACCUGCAGCACGUAUGCCUGUUGUGAAGUGGGAUCCGGAAUUAUCAUAUAUUGCAGGGUUUAAUGUGAAAACUUGUGUAUUUGCACAUGACAAUUGUCGUAGUACUUACAAUUAUACUUAUAGUGGACAAAAUAUAUUUUAUAUACUAACAACACGUCUUACUUUGCUAGUGGGUGACAUGAUAGCGAACGCUAUAGAUUUGUGGUAUAAUGAAUAUUUUUAUGCUGACUAUAAACUUUUAAUGAAAUAUAACAAAACCACUCCACAAACUGGUCAUUUCACUACACUCGUCUGUGAUCGUCAGGUAGCGGUAGGCUGUGCUUGUCUUAAAAGUGUAUACGUAGAUACCAAUAAUCGUACUAAAUUAUUUUAUAUAUUCACUUGCAAUUAUGCUUCCACAAAUAUACGCAACUAUGCGACUUAUCAAUUUGGAGAACCGGGUUCAAUGUGUAAAAUGCCCAGUAGCACAUAUCCGAAUUUGUGUGAUGAUAAUGAUAUUGACGCUAAUAAUUUCAGGUGGUAUUCAUUCUAAAUGAUAUAUGUGUAUGUAUAUAGAUUAUUUUAUUUUAUUUAAAACACUUAUUAUAUUGUAUUAUUAUUAUUCGGU
Teleopsis dalmanni is the source of this 864-nucleotide messenger RNA. RefSeq names its product antigen 5 like allergen Cul n 1-like. Lineage: Eukaryota; Metazoa; Arthropoda; Insecta; Diptera; Diopsidae. The record is from RefSeq and is a predicted model, not a curated record. Bases 1 to 789 code for a protein of 262 amino acids. The transcript has 4 exons.